AUGAAUCUAAUUAUUGGUGUCGCAAAUCGCUUAUUGAUUGGCAAGAACUAUGGCUUAAGUUUACGACAACUAAAGCAUACCCUUCCCGAUUUACCAUACGAUUAUGGAGCCUUAGAGCCAAUAGUGUCGGCCGAAAUUAUGAAAGUUCAUCACGGCAAACAUCACGCUGCAUAUGUAAAUGCUCUUAAUCAAGCAGAAGAGAAAGUAAAAGAAGCGCUAGCAAAAGGUUUGCGAAGAGCUGUUGUUGCUGGUACAAAGCUAAUGAAUUUCAACGCUGGUGGUCAUAUUAAUCAUUCACUGUUUUGGGAAGGACUGACUACCGUAAAGGAUAGCGGAGAACCAAGCUCUGAAUUGAUGACUGCUAUAAAGAAUGAUUUCGGAUGUUUGGAAACGAUGAAGGAUAAGUUAAGUGCUAAAACAAUUGCGAUCCAAGGUUCUGGAUGGGGAUGGCUUGCUUAUGACAAGGAAAUGAAGCGUUUGCAACUUGCUUGUUGUCCCAACCAAGAUCUUCUUCAACCGACAACGGGUCUCAUCCCACUAUUUUGCAUCGACGUUUGGGAACAUGCUUACUACCUACAGUAUAAAAAUGUACGACCAGAUUUUGUGAAAGCUAUUUGGAAAAUUGCGAACUGGAAAAUAAUCAGCGAUCGCUACGUUAAAGCUAAAGGAUAA
Molecule: messenger RNA, 672 nt
Organism: Acanthocheilonema viteae
Lineage: Eukaryota; Metazoa; Nematoda; Chromadorea; Rhabditida; Onchocercidae
Source: the annotation of a GenBank genome assembly